Procambarus clarkii (red swamp crayfish) is the source of this 2320-nucleotide messenger RNA. The record is from RefSeq and is a predicted model, not a curated record. Lineage: Eukaryota; Metazoa; Arthropoda; Malacostraca; Decapoda; Cambaridae.
GGAAGGGUGUCGCCGCUCCGUGCUGCUGGCUGCCUUGCUCUCGCUGCUUCACACUCCAGUGAAGGGAUAAACACCACGGACUUCCUCCACCUGGAGACGAGGGCUGUAGCGUGUAGGAGGUGAUCGUGUCGAGCGGUGCCAAGUGCCAGCCCCCGGGGUGUGCCAGGAUGUUUGGUGAGGCUCGGUGUGUGGGGCGGGUGCUGCUGGUGGUGAUGUCUGUGGCACUGACUCCUGGGGCCUCACAGAGUGCCACAUCUGAUAGCCCCUUCGCCUCUGCUGACACCCUUCCUCACACACAGGAUCCGGAAGGGUUUGGGCGAGCGGGACUCCACAGCAAGAACACCACGUUCCUUGACCUCUUGAGACCAGCGACGGAGGUCGGAUCUCUUCUUAGAGAAGCUGAGGGAGUGUCCCUUUCAACGGCAGCUCCUGAGAGACCAGGUCCAGGGAGAGAGUCCCGGGCCAGACGAUCAAAGGAGAGGAAAGGUCUGGUUCAGCUUCGGCCCGCGUGGUGGCGGAGGAUACGGCCACACGACAAACAGAACACAAAGAAGAUAAGGAAAAAAGCGGUGUGCGGGAAGACUUACUACGUCACUAGCAGGAUCAAAUACAAGUUUGCAAUCGGUGGACGUGAGUCCUGUAACAUAAUCUUCCGGGGGGCGGCGGGAGCGGCCUUCAGAGUGGUGUGCCCCAAGGUGAUGGUCCCGGGGUGUGUCCUGGCCCGUCUCUCCCUCCACACCGCCACCCACACCACCAGUUACUGCAGUACAAGCACAUCGACCCAGGUGGAUGAGAGAGACCUGACCGAGCUUCUGGUGUCCUACAAGGUCCUCAAAAACAGCGAUGCUCUCAAAAACAACACCUGGACCGCCUGCUCUGUCAGAGGAACCAGUGGAGAUGGCUACAGGGCUGCGGGGGUCCAGCCGUGUCCACUCCAAUGUGGUUCAACAACACCUGACGCAGAGGCCGACCCGCCGCCUGGCGCCUCCACUCGUCUCCCUCAAAGAGUCAAACCAAAACUCUCCCGACGCUUACCGCUGGAGGAACUCACUCCCCAGGACUCCUCCUGGACCAGGAUCCAGGGAGGGAAGGACGCGAACAUCGGGGAGUGGCCUUGGGUUGUGUAUCUCAAGAUCAAGGUCUCAGGAUCUUUUGUAGAAUGUGGUGGCUCCAUUAUCUCUCCUCUGUAUGUACUGACUGCGGCGCACUGCGUCUUCGAUGUGAAUAAGAAGAAGGGAGACUCUGUGAGGGUUAUCGCCUCCGAGUAUGACUUGAAGGACGAGAUGGAGACGGACAGGCAGAGUGUGAUCGUUAGGCGUGUCAGGAUCUACCCUCGCUACGACAACGUCGCCCAGAUUGGGGACAUUGCUUUGCUGAAGUUGAAGAGGGCGUUGGUGCUGGGUGAGGGCGUGGCCCCCGCCUGUCUGGCUCCCCCUGGUAACUACGAGGGCGACACCGUAGUACUGGCGGGCUGGGGCAACCUGAAAUUCAAUGGUCAAAGCCCUGAGAAGCUGCAGGAGGCGACGCAGAAGGUGGUCAACCUGGACGAGUGCGCCAGGAACUACUCCACUCUCCCAGAUAGUGAUGAACAACCUCUCACUGACGAACACGUAUGCACGUCUGCACCAGGAGUCGACAGCUGUCAAGGGGACUCUGGGGGUCCUGUUAUGCUUCGGAAAGGAUCAACCUGGUACCAGGUGGGAAUUGUGUCAUAUGGACACCGGUGUGCGGAGCCUGGCUUUCCCGGAGUCAACACCUUCGUUCCCAGUUACAUCUCUUGGAUACUCGACACCAUGGAGGAACAGUCCUGCGGUUGAAUCAACGUUAUCGUCGUUGAUUCCAGGUCGAUAACAACCGAGAAACAAGUGGGAAAAAGACUCCAUGGACAAUCAAUCCCAUAGGCAGACGAUGAGUCACAAUAACGUGACGGAAGACAUGAAGACCAAACCACACACCAGAAAAUGAGGAGACGACGACGACGUUUCGGUCCGUCCUGGACCAUUAUCAAGGUUGUUAUUUUAGAUUCGGCUACUGGGAACAAAAAGUUGCAAGUACCACGGGCUAUGGUAAGCCCGUAGUGGACUUACCUGGCAUAGAAGCGCGGCUGUAACUGGAUGUACCGGGAGUGAGAUUGAUUGAUAAAGAUUAAGCCACCCAAAAGGUGGCACGGGCAUGAAUAAGUGGAGGCCGCUACCUCCCCUGUGGUAGCAGCCAUCUUUGUUGUUGACAUUUUUCAACGUGUGUGUGUGUGUACUCACCUAGUUGUGCUUGCGGGGGUUGAGCUCUGGCUCUUUAGUCCCGCCUCUUAACUGUCAGUCAA